AUGUUCUUCAGCAAAAUUUUCGUCUGCGCAAUCGCAUUGGCGGCUCCAUCGUUGGCUGCUCUAAAUACAGACCAAACCGCAAUGACUACUAAACUGACCCAGAUGUCAAACGCCGAUUACAAUACUAAAACCACUUAUGUUGAUCCCCUAACCUCCGUCCUCCUUGCGACCUACGGAUCACCGAUUAUGAGUGCCUUGGCGGCUACCCCAAACGACCUGGUAAUUGUCCGUUCAAAGGGAGCAUCUGGAGGCCCGAUCGCUACGGGUAUGCCGACUGAUGCUUCUUUCAUUACUACCUCCUUUAGUCUUUGGGCGGGAGGCCAUGCAAGUCUUAUGAUGAGCAUCAAAGCUAAAAACGUUAUCUUUGCGAGUUCGACAUUACCGUUAGUCAUGGUAUCGGCAAUGAAUGCGCACAUCGCUGGCAUAAUUAGUGUUUCCAAUCAACUACAGCUCAUGCUGCCAGGGUCCGGGUAUGCGUCUUCCCGCACCAGCGUCGUCACACAAGCCGACGCUGUUUGCAAAGCCAUAAAGGAGGCUAUCGUUUCCCUCGGAUCAUCAGCAUCCGGUGGUGCUAAUACCUGCGCCUAA
Orbilia oligospora ATCC 24927 is the source of this 588-nucleotide messenger RNA. RefSeq lists its product as uncharacterized. NCBI's taxonomy places the organism in Eukaryota, Fungi, Ascomycota, Orbiliomycetes, Orbiliales, Orbiliaceae. Bases 1 to 588 code for a protein of 195 amino acids. The record is from RefSeq and is a predicted model, not a curated record. The transcript is spliced from 3 exons.